GAUUAAAAAUGACCAAGCCCAUUCUGUACACAAUUCACGUGAGUCCACCGUGUCGGACCGUGGAACUUUGCAUCAAGGCACUGGAUAUUGAAGUGGAACAGAGGGUGGUUGAUCUGUUGGCCGGAGAGCACCUGAAGCCGGAGUUCCUCAAGAUGAACCCCCAGCAUACCGUACCGGUGCUGGACGAUAACGGCACAAUCGUUUGUGAAAGCCAUGCCAUCAUGAUUUAUUUGGUGUCCAAGUACGGAAAGGAUGAUAGCUUGUACCCGAAAGAUCUGGCCCAACAGUCCAGAGUCAACGCUGCGCUGUUCUUUGAGAGCAGUUUUCUGUUUGCUCGUAUGCGGUCUAUAUGUGAACCGAUUUUCUUCAACGGCGUCGGUGAUAUCCCAACGGACAAGGUUGAAUAUGUACAGAAGGGCUACAAAUUGCUGGAAGACACCUUGGUGGAUGACUAUGUUGUUGGGAACUCGAUGACCAUUGCGGAUUUGUGCUGCGGCUCAACCAUUUCCACGGUAAUGGGAGUCGUCCCAAUGGAUGUGGACAAGCAUCCGAGGAUCUACGCUUGGCUGGAUCGCUUGAAGGCGCUGCCCUACUACGAAGAAGCCAAUGGAGGCGGUGCCAAGCGGAUGGCUAUGGCCGUGUUGGCUACGAAAGAUAAAAACGCACAGCAAUAG
This is a messenger RNA of Ochlerotatus camptorhynchus, 674 nucleotides long. RefSeq names its product glutathione S-transferase 1-like. Bases 9 to 674 code for a protein of 221 amino acids. The transcript is spliced from 3 exons. The record is from RefSeq and is a predicted model, not a curated record. Gene Ontology annotation, biological process: glutathione metabolic process. NCBI's taxonomy places the organism in Eukaryota, Metazoa, Arthropoda, Insecta, Diptera, Culicidae. Gene Ontology annotation, molecular function: glutathione transferase activity.